UUUUUAAGAGGGACAUUUUUUGAUAACAUCCCUCUGAUGCCUAAAGUCGAGUCAACCCUAAUCCAAAAUUUUCACGUUCUCCCUCCAAACUCGCUGCCCGAAACUUCAUCUCCCUCUCAAACUCUAGCCCCAAUUACUUCCAGCUCCCUCUCAAUUUUUUCACUCCCUCUCAAACUGUCACCCUAAAACUUCAUCUCCUGAAAAAUUCUCUCCUCGCCCUCUCAUUUUUUUCAGUCCCUCUGAAACUCUCUCUUUCUUCUCUCUCCUCCGUCACUGCCCCAUUCCUGCUAAAACUAUCAGAUGCUCAACUCUUACGAUUCACAGCGAGAUCCUCCAAUCGGUGUUGUCCGGAACGACGGUGUCGUACGAGCAAGCGUUGAAACUUGGGGAGUGCCGGAGAGAGGCAGCGAUCCGACGCGAGGCCUUGGAGCGGACGACGGAGGGUACCUUGGUGGCCAGCAUCAAUAGGCGCCAUGACCAGAGCUCCAAUUGUUAGGUUUGGCUCUGCCGUUAGGGCUGCACAGCUCAUGUUAUUCGUCGAGGACCCUCUCAACUUCAAUACUCUUGCUGCCAUUUUCAACAGGUUUCUCUGUUUGAUUUUAAUUUCUUAGAAGAAACCCUAGAUUUUCAAGCCAAAACCUUUUUAUUGUAGCAUGGAUUGUAAUUUUAUAUAAUUGAGGAACAAAAAGAGGACCUAUCAACCAAUUUAAUGAAGAUUUUGUCACAACUGUAUGCUGUUGAUGGGCAUUUGUUUAUUUGUUUUGAAUUAUUCUGUUUUUUCUUCUUAUUCUUCUGUUGUUUACUCAAUCUGCGUAGUUUCAUGUAAAAUAUUGAUAAGUUGUAUAUGUGAUAAAUGGGAGGCUCACUGCUUAGGUCUAGUAGAUUUGCAAACCUUCUAAAGAUUCAAUGCCAAAUAGCAGGCAUGAAUCUAUGCAUCAGGUUUGCUUGCAGCACUGGAGAUGCCAUGGCAUAUAAAAAGAAAGUCAAAAAGAUGCAGUUGGAGAUGUUUGGUUCAGCUUGAAGGAACAAAAACUUCUAUGAACUUGGAUGUGCUUUGCUUGUUUUCACAAGGAACAUGGAGUGACUACAAGAGUGAUGCCAGUCGUCUUCCCCAAUUGGUCCCUGAUCAAGUCCUAAAGCUGAAACAGCUCACUGUUCUUACACUAGCUGAGACAAACAAGGUCCAGUUUGCUGCAGGGAGAGACCCCAGACCUGGACAACUUGGGAGUAUGAUACACACACUGUCAAACUGGUAACAUCUCUGAUAUUGAUGGCAUUGGUGUAGUUUCUCUACCUCUCUUGGCAUGUGCAUUAUGAUCUCAAAACAUUAAUGUUUUUCCCUGA
Molecule: messenger RNA, 1344 nt
Organism: Prunus avium (sweet cherry)
Lineage: Eukaryota; Viridiplantae; Streptophyta; Magnoliopsida; Rosales; Rosaceae
Source: RefSeq, a predicted model, not a curated record